UAGCGCUGGUCCAAGCAGUACAUACCAUGUGAAAGGACCUCUCAGUAGUAACGUAAACACAGCUUCCAUGCAGACCCGGGUCCCUGCGGGUCUGUCUGGCCUCUGCCGUGUCACCGACCACCUUUACCUCAGUAACGGAAGAGCUGCCGGUGACCCCUCCCAGGUGACCCGCUCCAACAUAACCUGCAUCAUCUGUGUCACUGAGACCAAGGGGGUGGGAUCCUCCGGGGUGGAAUACGUCCACAUCCCCGUCGCAGACUCCCCUCUGUCUGCUCUGAACUGUCACUUCGAUGAGGUUGCAGAUAAGAUCCGGUCCGUGUCGGAGGGUGGGGGACGCACACUGGUGCACUGUAACGCCGGUGUGAGCCGCUCCGCCGCCCUGUGCAUGGCCUACCUGGUGAAACACCGGGGGGUCAGUCUGCUGGAGGCGCACAGGUGGCUGAAGACCUGCCGGCCCAUGGUGAGGCCGAACAGCGGCUUCUGGAAGCAGCUGAUCCAGUAUGAGACGGAGCUCCGAGGGUGCGCGUCCGUCCACAUGGUGUCCUCAUCCAUGGGAGAAAUACCAGACAUUUAUGAAGCAGAGACCACAAACAUGACCCCUCUGUGACAGACUGCACUGGGUGGACUUUACAGGACCCUGAAGCACCGGGAGGUCACCUGGACACAUUUAGAAGAACUUCUAGCGUUGUUUCUUUUGCACAUGUUAAGUCCUGUUUACAUUUUCUGACCUGAAUAUGAGUUUGUUAGUGAAACACUGUGGGUGUCAAGGAAGUCAGUUACACAUCAACAAAAAGUAGAAAAAGGAUUUAUUUUUAGAAGCAGUACCAGAUCGAUUAUAUGUCAUACAUUUGUGUAAUGUUACAGGAAUAGGGCAGUUUUUGUUGCGUUUAGGUCUCAAUUCCUAGCAAAAUAAAAACCUCACUUAGAAGGACAGUAGAAGUGCUGUUCAUGAUGUCUUUUAGUUAUUUUUCAAUUUUGCAUCAAAUGUAGACAGACUGCCACAAAGCAUGACUGUGGUUAUUUUAAACAUCACAUUAAAACAGGUUUUAAACAAUAAAAAUAGAAGUUUAUCUCCUCUAAAAACAGCCUAUUUAUUUGUGUACAUGCAGAAAGGGCUCUCCAAACCCCAUAUUAUGAACACAGCACAUUAACAUGUCAUGUUU
Sphaeramia orbicularis (orbiculate cardinalfish) is the source of this 1163-nucleotide messenger RNA. Its product is annotated as dual specificity protein phosphatase 18-like. Gene Ontology annotation, cellular component: cytoplasm. Gene Ontology annotation, molecular function: protein tyrosine phosphatase activity; MAP kinase tyrosine/serine/threonine phosphatase activity. The record is from RefSeq and is a predicted model, not a curated record. Gene Ontology annotation, biological process: peptidyl-tyrosine dephosphorylation. Bases 68 to 607 code for a protein of 179 amino acids. The transcript is spliced from 2 exons. NCBI's taxonomy places the organism in Eukaryota, Metazoa, Chordata, Actinopteri, Kurtiformes, Apogonidae.